Messenger RNA from Lipotes vexillifer (Yangtze River dolphin), 1353 nucleotides. It is a transcript of the gene P2RX5, whose product is annotated as purinergic receptor P2X 5. Gene Ontology annotation, biological process: response to ATP; calcium ion transmembrane transport. Lineage: Eukaryota; Metazoa; Chordata; Mammalia; Artiodactyla; Lipotidae. The transcript is spliced from 13 exons. The record is from RefSeq and is a predicted model, not a curated record. Gene Ontology annotation, cellular component: plasma membrane. The coding region runs from base 1 to 1353 and encodes 450 amino acids. Gene Ontology annotation, molecular function: extracellularly ATP-gated monoatomic cation channel activity; purinergic nucleotide receptor activity; ATP binding.
AUGGGGCAGGCGGGCUGCAAGGGGCUCUACCAGUCGCUCUUCGACUACAAGACCGAGAAGUACGUCAUCGCCAAGAACAAGAAGGUGGGCCUGCUCUACCGGCUGCUGCAGGUCUCCAUCCUGACCUACCUGGUGGUUUGGGUAUUCCUGGUGAAGAAGUGUUACCAAGACACGGACACAUCCCUGCAGAGCAGCAUCAUCACCAAGGUCAAGGGUGUGACCUUCACCAACACCUCAGAGCUUGGGGAGCGGCUCUGGGAUGUUGCCGACUAUGUCAUCCCACCCCAGGGAGAGAAUGUCUUCUUUGUAAUCACCAACCUGGUCGUGACCCCCAACCAGCGGCAGGAAACCUGUGCCGAGAGUGAAAGCAUUCCGGAUGCCUUGUGCUAUGAGGACAGCGACUGCCCUCCUGGGGAGCCUGUUGUGGCUGGAAAUGGAGUGAGGACUGGCCGCUGCCUGCGGGUGGGGAGCGAGCAAAAGGGCACCUGUGAGAUCUUCGCCUGGUGCCCGGUGGAGGCAAAGUCCAGGCCAGCGAAGCCACUCCUGGGUGAAGCUGAAGACUUCACUGUUUACAUAAAGAACUUCAUUCGUUUCCCCAAAUUCAACUUCUCCAAGACAAACGUGCUGGACACCACAGACAGAGCUUUCCUGAAGUCCUGUAAAUUUGGCCCCAAGGACCCCUACUGCCCCAUCUUCCGACUUGGGUCUGUGGUCAGCUGGACGGGGAGCAGCUUCCAGGAGAUAGCUGUGCAGGGUGGUGUGAUAGGAAUUCAGAUUGAAUGGGACUGUGAUCUUGAUAGAGCUCCCUCUGAAUGUUACCCUCGCUAUUAUUUUAACCGUCUGGACAAGAGAUUUUCAGAAAACUCUCUUUCUUCUGGGUACAACUUCAGGUUUGCCAAGUAUUACCGAGAUGCAGCUGGGGUGGAGCUCCGCACGCUGUUUAAAGCCUACGGGAUCCGCUUUGAUGUGAUGGUGAACGGCAAGGCAGGGAAGUUCAACAUCAUCCCCACAGUCAUCAACGUGGGCUCAGGGGUGGCGCUCAUGGGUGUGGGGUCUUUCUUCUGCGACUUGGUACUCAUCUACUUCAUCAAAAAGAGCCACUUUUACCGAGACAAGAAAUAUGAGGAAGUGAGGGACCUAGAGGUCCUCGCCCGAAUGGCAGAGUCCUCGCAGCAGAGCGUGGCCCCGGACGCGGCGGGGCUGGCGGAGCAGCCAGAGGUGCAGGAUGGAGGUGGCGCCCAGGAGAAUGGCUGUGUGUGCCGGCAGCUCCUCCAGCCUGCCAGGUCUGACCACCAGGGGAAUGGAAAGGUGAAUGUGGAGCAGCUGCAGAACCUGCAGACCAUGGAGGCAUAG